AUGUCUGGACGCGGCAAGCAAGGAGGCAAAGCCAGAGCUAAGGCCAAGACUCGCUCUUCCCGCGCCGGGCUCCAAUUCCCUGUGGGCCGUGUGCAUCGGCUGCUUCGCAAGGGCAACUACGCGGAGAGAGUCGGAGCCGGGGCGCCCGUCUACUUGGCCGCCGUGUUGGAGUACCUGACGGCCGAAAUCCUGGAGCUGGCGGGCAACGCGGCCCGGGACAACAAGAAGACGCGUAUCAUCCCGCGCCACUUGCAGCUGGCCAUCCGCAACGACGAGGAGCUGAACAAACUGCUGGGCAAAGUGACCAUCGCCCAGGGAGGCGUCUUGCCCAACAUCCAGGCCGUCCUGCUGCCCAAGAAGACCGAGAGCCACAAGGCCAAAGGGAAGUAGAGCCCAACCGCCCGCCUGCCUGCUCCCUCUCGGCUGCUAAG
This is a messenger RNA of Pseudonaja textilis, 431 nucleotides long. Its product is annotated as histone H2A type 2-C-like. The record is from RefSeq and is a predicted model, not a curated record. Gene Ontology annotation, molecular function: DNA binding; protein heterodimerization activity; structural constituent of chromatin. Gene Ontology annotation, cellular component: nucleosome. Lineage: Eukaryota; Metazoa; Chordata; Lepidosauria; Squamata; Elapidae.